Messenger RNA from Closterium sp. NIES-65, 2430 nucleotides. The record is from the annotation of a GenBank genome assembly. NCBI's taxonomy places the organism in Eukaryota, Viridiplantae, Streptophyta, Zygnematophyceae, Desmidiales, Closteriaceae.
AUGACCCACCAGGCUCUGUCCGAGGACGACCAAGAAGUGUUGAAGGUGAUGGACCUUCGUCUGGAGUUGAACGAGAAUUUCGACCAUCUGCUGUUUUCGAGAAAGAUCAACCAGCUGGCGGAGGGAGCAGGUGUGGGAGGGGGUGCCGACCACGAGGGAGGAGGCGAGAAGACGGGACGCGUUGUGAUUGAGUACAGCGUCGAGGAGGAGGAGGAGAUCGAGGAGGAUACAUCGAGGCAGGCUCAGCACGGGGCGAGCGGCCCGGGCGGCGAUGCGAACCAGGACGAGGACUUGACCUCGGGAUCGAGCUCCGGCUCGAGCUCGAGCAAUGAGUCGGUCGAGGACGACGGCGAGGGCGCCGGACAUCGAAUGGAGCGUACGGGGGAGCACGGAGUGGCGCUCGGGGAGCGGGUGGACAAGCGAGUAGAGCUUAUCGAGCAGCAGGCGACAGGGGAAACAAAGGCUGUCGAGGAGCAGGAGGGCGGAGCGGCUGCGCAGGAGGGUGGGGUCGGAGGGCAGCAGCAGGUGGUGGGCGAGGCGGCUGCGCAGGAGGGCGGGGCAGGAGGGCAGCAGCAGGAGGGUGUGGCGGCUGCGCAGGAGGGUGGGGCAGGAGUGCAGCAGCAGGAGUUUAGGGUUGCGGCUGCGCAGGUGGGUGGGUCGGGAGGGCAGGAGCAGGAGGACGGGGAGGCUGCUGAGGAGUAUCGUCGAGGAGAUGAGCGACAGGCCGCCGUAACAAGGAGUCACCGCACGGCCAGUGGCAGCGGACAGGCGGGCCCUUCGACCGGGUGGCCUUCGACGGCAGGCCAAUCGACGGCGAACGUUGCACCCGGAGGCCAGGUCGUCGAGCUACUGCAGAGGGUCGAGGCGUCGCAGAAGCAGCUCGUCGCCGAUAUAUUUGCGAAACACACUGAGCAAGCCCGAGUAUUCAACAGGCUUGCUGUGGAUUUUUGGACGGCGUGGAAUACGAUUUCGGAGUCGUCGAAGAGCACACUGUCGAAGUGCGCCGAGGCUGUGAAGGGUGUCACGGCGGAGAGGAACCUGUUGGAAGGGGCGCGGGCGAAGAUCGACGAGAUGAGCGGGAAGAUCAUCGAGGGGGUGGUAGCCGCCAUCACAAAAGCGAGCGAGGACGCCGUCGAGAAGCAGCUCAAGCAGGUCGAGGAGCGGCUGGUUGCUGCGGUGCUGAAGGGUUUCGAGAAAGCCAUCAUGGAGGACAUGUUUUGCUCCACCCUCCCACCUGAGACCAUGAAGGAGCUGAAGGACAUUGUGAGGGAAGGCUACCAUGAAGCCGAAGCAGGGAGGUUGGAAGUCCUCACCGAAGCGAUGGCGAGAGGUUUUCAACGCUCGGCGGGCCCGUCGACGAGGUCGCGUCAGGAGGGUGUGGGAGGGGUUCGCAGCGGGGCUGAGCCUCGAGGUCACGAGCGGUCGGUUCCUCCGUCUUCUUUGGUGGGAGGACAUGUCGGCAGCCCGGUUGGAUCCCCACCGGCGCGUGGCCGUCAUCCCGUCGCCAAGCCCGUCCCCAAAGUCAUCGUACUCGACCAGUCAGCCCUCCCGAAGAUCUCCGUGGCGGCUCCGAUCGAUCAACCUGAUGCGUUUGCUUCGAUGCGGGACAUGCUGCAAGACCUGGGGAAAACGGGUGGGAAAGGAGUGGUCGCGGGGGAGAAAAGUGGUGCCCCGAACGAGCACGUCGCCUCGACCGGGAACAGAGCCCUAGGAAUGCGAGGUGCCUCUACCCCGUCAGGCGGCGGUGCGGGGAAAGGAGCGGGAGAAGCAAGCGCAGGGUUGCUGUCGAAGACUAAAGCGGCAUCAGCUACGCACGGCGGUGGUGCUGGCCUUGCUGUCGGGCUUGUGGGAAAUUUGGCGUCUUCCUCAACCCCUCCAGUUGCUCCUGUCGCCGCUGCUCCGUCCCUAGGCAACGUUUUCCUUAGCGAUCCGGGCUCCCCUUCAAAGUCGUCGAAGCGCGCUGCACACGCGACAGAGAGCAUUGACGUGGUGGAGCUGGCCAGCGUCCCUGGUCAGGCGCCUGUCGAGAAGACCUCUAUUGUUGUUGCUGCUCGACAGGAAAAGGCGAAGAAGGCCAGGGUCACGGGUCACACCCCACCUCCUCGACCGGACGACCAAGGCAAGACGAGAGGCUGCAAACGUCCCUUCAAAGGACCGGGUUUCGGGUUGCGGAAGGGGAAGCUGGUUUCCGAGCAGACCGUCGGCGGGAGGAAGCGGUUCCUUGGCACUUUUGAAACAGAGAAGGACCAGAAGUUCUGUACGGCCGUCUGCUGGCGCGUGUACUUCCCCGACGUUGUCCUUACGGAGUAUGAAGGGUACACGGCGCAGGAUGAGGAGGACUGGAAGGUCUACCUCGAUGCGGCCGCAGAAAUGCCAACCGGCGUUUGGAGCGUGGCGCAAGAACAAGGGGAAUGUCGUUUCGACAAGUAA